GUGGUUGUUGUCGAAUUUACGUGUUAGUUUCUGGACAAGGAAAAAAGAUGGCUGCCAACAAUGACAUGCAAGUUACGUCUGCCGAAUUGAAAGACAAUUUUAUGCGUUUUGCAAACUCAGCAUUACGGACAAGUAAAACUGCUUUCAAUAGAGCAAGACAGCUUACAGAAGAGAGAUUUGGUAAUGCAGAAAGAACAGAGCUAGAUGCACAGUUUGAGUACCUGUGCAAGCGAGCAGACACAACAAAGCAGGCAACUGAGAAGCUUGUUGCAAAUACAGCUGCCCUGUUAAAGCCUAACCCAGGUGCAAGACUUGAAGACUUUGUUUUCGAGAAACUCGACAAACAGUCUCCAUUGAGGCCAACAAAUUCAUUUCUUCUUGGCCAGUCAAUGUCAUCUGCAGGAAGAGAGAUUGGCGCUGAUAGUGAUUAUGGAAAUUCCCUUAAUAAAACUGGAACAGCACUAAAAAAGAUCGGAAAUGCAGAAAAGGACUUUAUGCAGAAGACAAUCUCACAUUACAUUCAUCCACUGAAAACAUUUCUUGAUAAUGACAUGAAAACUCUUGCAAAAGAAAGACGAGCAUUAGACAUCGCCAGAAUUGAUCUUGAUGCUGCAAGAAAUAAAGUUAAGAGAGCACAAUCACCAAUAAGACUGAGAGAGGCCGAAGGACAAUUCCGAGUGGCACAAGCAGAUUUUGACAGGCAAUAUGAAAUAACAAAGCUUCUUCUUGAUGGCAUCAAUUCCACUCAUAGCAACCACCUGAGAAACCUUGGCUCCUUCGUUGAGGCCCUUGGCAUGUAUCAUGCUCAGUGUCAGCAAUAUGUGUCAGAAUUACAAAAGGACCUGCAAGGCUUAACAAGAAGCGCUCCACCAUCAGCUCCUCCACAAAGGCCAGAGGCUCCUCCGCUAAAACAGCCUGAAAUGCAGCAGCCAACGCAGCGAAAAGCCAGAGUUCUUUAUGACUACGACGCUGCGGAUUUAACUGAGCUGUCUUUGCUAGCUGAUGAGGUUGUCGUUGUGUACUCUGUUGAAGGGAUGGAUUCUGAUUGGAUGAUGGCAGAGCGUGGAUCGCAGAAAGGCAAAGUUCCUUUAACCUAUCUUGAACUUAUGUAAAAGUUCUUUGCUAGAAUGGUACCAAGACAUUCACAAUAUUACCUUGCUGUGCAUCAUUUCUGGUAAGUGCUGGACCAAUGACAGCUGGAUAUGGUUGUUUUUCUUCUUGGGUCAACUACGAUUUCGGAACCGAGAAGAUAUUUAAUGCACUUAAUAAUUCACAAUUCUAAUUUUUUUCUUAUUCAAAAUAAAUUGGUCGCUGAUGGACAGUUCAGAAGCCUUUAGGACAGUAUGACUGUCAAAUAUAUUUCCCACAUUUCAGUAGCUUAUGUGGUGCUGUAAUUUCAACCGUGAAUUUAUGUUUGAAUCGUACAUUCUUUGCAGGAUGAAA
Messenger RNA from Rhopilema esculentum, 1443 nucleotides. The record is from RefSeq and is a predicted model, not a curated record. NCBI's taxonomy places the organism in Eukaryota, Metazoa, Cnidaria, Scyphozoa, Rhizostomeae, Rhizostomatidae.